UGGGACCAAGAUGGCUGCGCCCAGGUCAAGCCGAGUGGCGGCUUCACCUCUUCCUGACCGACAGGGCUAUGCCGGGCAAGGAGAUCUGGAUCCGCACAAGGGAUAAACUCAGGAGUUUCCCUGAUUUCAUGGCAGCAUGUGCUGAAGAAGCAUCAGUAUAUGGGAGAUGUGUGGCUGCAAAUACCCAGGGAAGCAAGGACCUCCGAAAGGACAUGUGUGCAAAAGAGUUUCAGGCACUUAAGAGCUGCUUUACAUUAAAUGCCAAGAAAGCCAGGUAAAGUACAAGUGCUGAUCUCUGCAAAGUUGUCCAAGGAACAUUGCUGCACAAAAAGAACGUCCCAUCAAUGUGUUAUCAAAUAAAUCUGAACAUCAGCAUCCUGUAACAGGCAUAUCAGAAUUAAGCAUGAUAUUAAAGAGUAGAAUUAACUCAAAUAGACCACUAUCUUUUUAUUUAAUUUUCUUGGCUUGGUGCAUUUUUAAUCUUUGUAAAAGAUGUUUGAAAAUGGAACGUUUUACUAUUUUGCGUCCAGUAUUUCUAAAUGAGGCAUUACUGAGGACGGAUGUGAUGUGCCGAUCCUGAACCCCAACUACAAUUUCUGCACUCUGUGACGUCAGAGUUCCCACUGUUCUUAAUAUUUUGUUUUUCACAAUCAUAAUUACCACUGUUUACAAUAAUUGUUCUAUAUGUACGAUAAUUAAAGAGAUGGAAAUUCA
Molecule: messenger RNA, 714 nt
Organism: Carcharodon carcharias (great white shark)
Lineage: Eukaryota; Metazoa; Chordata; Chondrichthyes; Lamniformes; Lamnidae
Gene: ndufaf8
Product: NADH:ubiquinone oxidoreductase complex assembly factor 8
Exons: 3
Coding region: 69-278 (69 amino acids)
Biological process (GO): mitochondrial respiratory chain complex I assembly
Cellular component (GO): mitochondrion
Source: RefSeq, a predicted model, not a curated record